CCUACCUCACCGUGGGGCCGUGCGUGUUCCCCCAUGCAGGAUUUCAGCCCAGCACGGGCUACUCCUGCUGCUUGCGCUACCUGCCUGCCCUCCCUGGCGCAGGGGGCAGGGGGACGGGCGGUCCCCCUCCUCGGAUCAAUGCGGACCCUGCUGGGUUCGUCACAGACUGCUAUUAUGAAUAUUCUGCCCUGUGAUUGGUGGGUGAGACACUUCUGUCAAAGACUUAAAUUCUGCUCUCCCUUUGCAAACAUGAAUGAACAAAUGCUUUAAAAUUAUUUUUCAAGUAGGUUUUUUGUGGAGUAUUUAUACUGCUACACAUUUCAAACAAGCAACUGAAAAGGUGCCCUGUGAAAUAUUUACAUAGAAUCAUAGAAUAAUAGGACUGGAAGGGACCUCAAGAGGUCUUCGAGUACAGCCCCCCGCCCUCAAGGCAGGACCAAGCUCCGUCUACAUAAUAGUAACAUGGAAGAGGACAGAAGCCUUUUUCAGUCCAUAGCCAGAGGUAUCAUCAGGACUGAAAAAUGCUGAAAUUCUGUCCAAGUUCCAUCACCUGGCAAAGUGAUUCUGUCACUCACAUUGUGGCAGAGAACAAUUCUUAUGCUGAAGUUCUGGAAUGGCUGAGAGGACACAAGAUGAGGGACAGCUCAAGGUUCAAACUCCUUGAUAUCUCUUGGUUCACGGCUUGCAUGGAAGCUGGAAAACCAGUGGAUUCAGAGAAAAAAUACCAACUUAUUGUACAACAGACUUAUCCUGCUACUUCGUAUACACCUGAAUUAGAAACUUCAUCAUUUGUUGCAGGCAGAGUUUCCCAGUAUGCAUGUCAAAGAAGGACCACCUUAAAUAACUGCAACAAAAAAUUCACGGAUGCUUUUGAGAUACUGGCUGGAAAUUAUGAAUUCAAAGAAAAUGCAGUACUCUGCCUUGCAUUUAUGAGAGCAGCCUCGGUGCUGAAAUCCCUUCCAUUUACUAUACUCAGAAUGCAUGACCUAGAAGGACUGCCCUGCAUGGGAGAUGAAAUCAGAGCUGUCAUUGAGGAGAUUAUUGAUGAAGGAGAGAGUUCUAGAGUUAAAGACGUGUUAACUGAUGGACGAUACCAAUCAUUUAAAGAAUUUAGUUCUGUUUUUGGAGUGGGAUUGAAGACAUCAGAAAAAUGGUAUAGAAUGGGUUUUCGGACACUAGAAGAUGUAAAAGCUGACAAGACCCUGAAGCUAUCAAGGAUGCAGAAAGCAGGUUUUCUCCACUAUGAAGACCUCAUUAGCUACGUAUCUAAGGUAGAAGCAGAUGCAGUAAGCGUGAUUGUUGAGGAUGCUGUACGGACAUUUUUACCAGAUGCUUUAGUGACCAUAACUGGUGGCUUCAGAAGGGGUAAAAAGAUUGGACAUGAUGUCGAUUUUCUAAUCACCAGUCCAGAGCUAAGAGAAGAGGAAGAAGUUUUACACAGAGUGAUUGACUUAUGGAAAAAGCAGGGCGUGCUUUUGUAUUAUGAUCUCGUUGAAUCAACAUUUGAGCAGGCAAAAUUACCAAGCCGAAAAGUUGAUGCUUUUGAUCACUACCAGAAAUGCUUUGCAAUUUUAAAAUGUCCUCAGCAAAGAGUGGACACCAGCAAUUGUGAUACAUCAAAAGAAUCUGAGAAGGCAAAAGCCAAAGCUUGGAAGGCAAUCCGCGUGGAUCUGGUUGUAAGCCCCUUUGAACAGUAUGCAUAUGCUCUGUUAGGUUGGACUGGCUCCAGGCAAUUUGAGCGUGACCUACGAAGAUAUGCCACUCAUGAAAGGAAGAUGAUGUUGGAUAACCAUGCCUUAUAUGAUAAGACUAAGAGGAUAUUUCUCAAAGCCAAAAGCGAGGAUGAAAUUUUUGCAUAUCUUGGCUUGGAUUACCUUGAACCCUGGGAAAGGAAUGCGUAAAAAUAUGCUUUCUUCAGUACACAGCUUUGGUAUAUCUUUGUGUUUGUAUUAGCGUAUUAUCUUUGUGUUUGUAGUAUCCUUUUGAAUUAGAUAUCUAAGUUAAAAGCAUCAAAUGUCUUUAUUUAUAAAGACAAUUACCAAAUAAAAUAUUAGUUAGAAUUCACUAUAGAUGUUGAUGUUUUAUGUGCUCCUAGAAUAAAGAUCUAUUGUAGCCCUGCAAACUUCUGUGCUUAAGUCAAGCACGCAAAAUGUGAGUCUCCACAGUAUUACUCCAGUUUUAUGCUGAUGGAGUUAAACUACAACUAUCGGACUAAAACUAUAAAGUGUUGCAGCGUGAAUCAGAAUGAAAAUAUAUACUUGGUUGAGCUUGUGGUGGACUUACACUGAACUCUCCUACAUGUCGCUGUUUGUCUGUGACUCAAUAUAUUUUGAAUGCCACAUCCGCUCAAUUCCAACAUUUCAGAUAAUGUUCUAGGUAUCAGUGGCCUGAACCCUAUUGAUUUUGGGGGAAAAUUAGAAAACCAAAAGGGA
Pelodiscus sinensis (Chinese soft-shelled turtle) is the source of this 2432-nucleotide messenger RNA. The record is from RefSeq and is a predicted model, not a curated record. Lineage: Eukaryota; Metazoa; Chordata; Testudines; Trionychidae.